Molecule: messenger RNA, 3040 nt
Organism: Syngnathus typhle (broad-nosed pipefish)
Lineage: Eukaryota; Metazoa; Chordata; Actinopteri; Syngnathiformes; Syngnathidae
Gene: cdk11b
Product: cyclin dependent kinase 11B
Exons: 19
Coding region: 188-2668 (826 amino acids)
Biological process (GO): protein phosphorylation; regulation of mitotic cell cycle
Cellular component (GO): nucleus
Molecular function (GO): ATP binding; cyclin-dependent protein serine/threonine kinase activity
Source: RefSeq, a predicted model, not a curated record
CCGGUGUGCCAUAGAGUAUUGUCCAUAUUCUAGGUUUGUGUUGUACUAUUUGCUCCUUGACAAGCUUAAGUAGUUACGUGUCUGAGCGUAUAAAUUUCAGGAAUGUAACGAUACGGUCGUCUACUCAUGCAAUCCCCCUUUUCGAUAACCAGCAAUUCCUUGUCCCUCAUGAAGUGGUGGAGAGUGGAUGCUGAUGGGGGACGAAAAAGAGACCUGGAAAGUUAAGACUCUUGAAGAAAUACUACAGGAGAAAAAACGCAGAAAGGCAUUAGAAGAGCAAACAGAAACCAAGCCCCCGAACAAUAUUUCCCAAAGCAUUGUUCCACAGACGGAUGCUGGGGAACCCAAACGAGAGACCCUGGAGGAAGGAGAACUGCGGGAUCAAAGGAUGGAAAUAACAAUUCGCAAUUCCCCCUACACUCGUCAAGAUUCCACAGAGGACAGAGGAGAGGAAGAUGAUUCCUUAGCUAUUAAGCCUCCGCAGCAAGUUGCAAGAAAAGAGAAAUCUCAUCACAGAAAGGAGGAGAAAAGAAAAGACAAAAGACGCCAUCGCAGCCACUCGGCCGAGGGCGCAGGGAAGCAUGCACGGGCCAAAGAUAAAGAAAGGGAGCGAGAUCGCAGAAAGCGUCAGUGGGAAGAAGACAAAGCCCGACAAGACUGGGAGAGGCAGAAACGAAGGGAGCAGGCCAGAGCUCAUUCACGCAGAGAGAGGGACCGUCUGGAACAGCAGGAGCGGCAACGAGAGCGCGACAGAAAAUUGCGCGAGCAGCAAAAAGAGCAACGAGAGCUGAAAGACAGAGAGAGGAGGGCCGAUGAGCGACGCAAAGAACGAGAGGGUCGACGCGACGUGCCUUCACACCAGCGACUGUUACCAGACGAGUACGAUGAGAAGCCGAAGCAAAGUCACCGCAGUCGCAGUCCUGCUCAUGUCCCUCGAGAGAAAACGGAACCUGGCGAAUUACGGAAAAUCAGUGAGGACAAUAAUAUUUCCUUUAAUGCUGUAAUAAAGAGUUGGGUAACUCGUGUUUUGCUUGCAGUGUCAAAGGAAGAGAGGGCUGAUGUUCAAGACCUACUCGCAGACCUCCAAGACAUAAGUGACAGUGAAAGGAAAACCAGCUCUGCUGAGUCUUCCGGGGCAUCAAGAUCUGGUUCUGAGGAGGAAGAGGGGGAGGAAGAGGAGUCCAGCAGCAAGACUGAGGGUGAAGAAGAAGGGGAGGAAGAGGAAGAGGAGGAGGGAGAGUCAGUUUCGGUGUCUGGCUCAGAGAGGUCUGAGCAGAGUGCAGAGGAACUGAGUGAUGAGGAGCAGUCAGAGGAGGACUUUGAAGAGGAGCCGGAAAAUGGAAAUCAUAUUCCUGCAGUACCAGAAUCCCGCUUUGACCACGACACAGAGGAAAGUGGUGAGGAGAUGGAAGAUGAGGAGGAAGAAGACGCAGGGGAUGGUGACCCUACGCCGCAGUCGCAGACCCAUUCACGUUCCCCCACACCUGAAGGAAACUAUAUUCCUGACUCCCCUCCGAUUUCACCUGUGGAGCUCAAAAAGGAGCUGCCCAAAUAUUUGCCUGCUUUACAGGGUUGUCGUAGCGUGGAGGAAUUCCAAUGUCUGAACCGAAUUGAGGAGGGAACGUAUGGUGUGGUGUACAGAGCCAAGGACAAAAAGACCGAUGAAAUUGUGGCAUUAAAAAGGCUUAAAAUGGAGAAGGAGAAGGAGGGCUUUCCCAUCACGUCUUUGCGAGAAAUCAACACCAUUUUGAAAGCUCAGCACCCCAACAUUGUCACAGUGAGGGAAAUAGUGGUUGGAAGCAACAUGGAUAAGAUCUACAUUGUGAUGAACUAUGUUGAACAUGACCUGAAGAGUCUGAUGGAAACCAUGAAGCAGCCUUUUCUGCCAGGAGAAGUAAAGACACUGAUGAUUCAGCUGCUCCGAGGAGUUCGUCAUCUUCACGAUAACUGGAUUCUCCAUCGGGACCUGAAGACGUCCAACCUGCUGCUCAGUCACAAGGGCAUCCUUAAGGUCGGUGACUUUGGAUUAGCCCGUGAGUACGGUUCCCCCCUGAAGCCCUACACUCCCGUAGUGGUGACCUUGUGGUACAGAUCACCAGAGUUGCUGCUUGGAGCCAAGGAGUACUCCACAGCUGUCGACAUGUGGUCUGUGGGCUGCAUAUUUGGAGAGCUCCUUACCCAGAAACCUCUUUUUCCUGGAAAAUCUGAAAUCGACCAAAUUAAUAAAAUAUUCAAGGAUCUGGGGUCACCCAGCGAGAAAAUCUGGCCAGGCUACAACGAACUGCCUGCUGUGAAGAAGAUGUCUUUCACAGAGUAUCCCUACAAUAACCUGCGAAAGCGCUUUGGUGCGCUGCUCUCGGACCAGGGUUUCGACUUAAUGAACAAAUUCCUCACCUUCUGUCCCACUAAGAGGAUCUUGUCGGACGAGGCACUCAAGCACGAGUACUUCCGGGAGACCCCGCUGCCCAUCGACCCAUCCAUGUUCCCCACGUGGCCGGCCAAGAGCGAGCAACAGAGGGUAAAGAGAGGCACCAGUCCUCGGCCGCCCGAGGGAGGCCUGGGCUACAGUCAACUGGGGGAUGAUGACCUAAAAGACACAGGCUUUCACCUGACCACCAGCAAUCAGGGAGCGUCUGCAGUUGGUCCUGGAUUCAGCCUGAAAUUCUGAGCAUGCUCCCUGGCUCAUAAAGACGAGCGCACCCAUGGAACGCUGCCACUGGAAUGAACUGCAAAGCAGAUCAAUACGCCAUCAGCGCCAACUGUUGACGAGGACUGUCUCUCACAAGAAUGGUGGCUAUGACGUGUUUCAAAAUGGUCAACUCUCCUCCACCUGUGUUAUCACAUUUGAGGAGUUUAGUAUAUUGUAUUAGUUUUGCUUUUUUACAUUUGUGAGCGGUUCCAAUUUUAUGAAUGGUGAUGAUGUUGCGUCAGUGAUGUGAAAUUGUUUUCCAUCUGACACAACUACUCAAAACUCUCUGUUCGCUCAAAUGAAAAGGCAAUAUUUUUUUUUUUAAAGAAGAAAUAAAGAAAAAUAAAUGUC